GGUGACGUCACUGUGACAUCACCGCUACGCCCGCGCCCGGUUGGUCCGCGCGGCCGCCCGUGCCGGGGGGGGGCAGCGCGCGGACACCGCCGGAGAUCACAGCGCAGACCGGCUUCUGGCACCACCGAGCCAAACUGGAUUUCCACCAGUGACCUGUAAGGUUUUUCCCAUCCCAAGAGAGCAGCAAGUCCCGUGUGGGCACGUGCCCUCGGCCAGCAUGACGAGCGAGGUGGUGGAGAACGAGUUUGAGUUCUACUCCAAGGCAGAGAAGUACUGGAAGGACGUGCCCGCCACAGUGGAUGGCAUGUUGGGGGGCUACGGCCACAUCUCCAGCAUCGACAUCAACAGCUCCAGGAAGUUCCUGCAGAGGUUUCUGCGGGAUGGCCCCAACCGGACGGGAACGACCCGUGCUCUGGACUGCGGGGCCGGCAUCGGCCGGAUCACCAAGCGGCUGCUGCUGCCCCUCUUCAAGACAGUGGACAUGGUGGACGUGACAGAGGACUUCCUCACCAAGGCCAAGAGCUACCUGGGCGAGGAGGGCAGGCGGGUGCGCAACUACUUCUGCUGCGGCCUCCAGGACUUCAGCCCCGAGCCCAACUCCUACGAUGUCAUCUGGAUCCAGUGGGUCAUCGGACACCUCACCGACAACCACCUCUCUGACUUCCUGAAGCGGUGCCGGGCCGGCCUGCGGCCCAACGGCAUCGUGGUCAUCAAGGACAACAUGGCUCAGGAGGGGGUGAUCAUGGACGAUGUGGACAGCAGCGUCUGCCGGGACCUGGACGUGGUCCGCAAGAUCAUCCGCCGGGCUGGGCUGCACCUGCUGGCCGAGGAGCGCCAGGAGAACUUCCCUGACGAGAUCUACCACGUCUACACCUUCGCCAUGAGAUGAGGGCAGCGGGAGGGGGUCUCUCCCGUGUCGUGACUCCCCCUUCUCUGGGGCUGGUGACAAGGACGGGACUUUGUCUUCCAGGUUGCUGCUGUCUGUGAAAAGAGGUGUUUGCCAAAUACAUUUUCCUGCUGUUGCACUUCUGCA
Molecule: messenger RNA, 1033 nt
Organism: Chiroxiphia lanceolata (lance-tailed manakin)
Lineage: Eukaryota; Metazoa; Chordata; Aves; Passeriformes; Pipridae
Gene: NTMT1
Product: N-terminal Xaa-Pro-Lys N-methyltransferase 1
Exons: 5
Coding region: 218-889 (223 amino acids)
Cellular component (GO): cytoplasm
Molecular function (GO): N-terminal protein N-methyltransferase activity
Source: RefSeq, a predicted model, not a curated record